Messenger RNA from Lactuca saligna, 300 nucleotides. The record is from the annotation of a GenBank genome assembly. Lineage: Eukaryota; Viridiplantae; Streptophyta; Magnoliopsida; Asterales; Asteraceae.
AUGGAAGGAGGUGGAGAUGGACCAGGUAAUGAAGAAGAAGAAGGAGAUGGAGAUGCGAAUGAAGAAGAAGGUGGACAAGGAGAAGGAGAUGGAGAAGAAGAAUAUGGAGAAGGAGAUGAAGGAGAAGGAGAAGGGGAUGAAGUGGAAGGAGUUGAAGAUGAAGAUGUUCAAGGAAAUGAAGAAGGUGGAGAAGGAGUUGAUGCUGUUCCAGUUAAUGAUCCAGUACAACAAGGCAUUUUCGGAAUAAUAUGCAACAAAGAACAAGGAGACCCUCAUAGAGGAUCAUUCUUUAGAAGCUAA